AUGAGCAAUUAAAAAGGAGAAAUACCAGAAUCAAUUCUAAAUGAUUAUUUAUAAAUGGGGCUAAAUGAAUAGCUUCUCAGAUUAGCUUAUAGAAACUGUAAAGGCUAAGUUAAUUCCCUUUUAGAUGAGUAUCAGCACCUAUUAGCCAGCAAUAAUUAGGUAUUAAACGAAUAGCAAAAUAAAAUUAGCAAUUUAACAGAUAAUAUGGAUGAAGAAGUUUAACUGAAUUAAGCUAUCUUAGCUUCUUAACAAGAAGCAAAAGAAAAAAAUAUUAGCUUUGAACCUCUUAAUCCUGAAUAAAGAAUUAGAAAGGAAGGAAUACCAGUUGGCUUGAAGAAUUUAGGAAAUACUUGCUACAUAAAUCCUCUCUUGCAAUCAUAUUUUUAUAACGCUGAAUUCUGCUAUGCCAUCAUUAAUUUCCAAAAACCUAGUGAAGAAGAAAUUUAAAAGCGCCUCAAAAAUGACUCUACUUAAAGUAAUUCAUCUGACGAAUAAUUUUAAAAAGAUAGCACAGAAUAAAACAUACUUUUAAAGAGAGUGAAGGCAUCUGUCGAGUUAGUGUGUGCAUUACAAGAGUUAUAUAUAUUACUAGUAGGAAGUGACAAAAAGUAUAUUGAUCCUUCUAAGGUAAUUAAAAAUAUAGUAGACGAGCAAGGUAAUUAAAUAUAAAUAGGUGAUUAGUAAGACAUAGGUGAAUUCAAUCUUACUUUUUUAGCAAGAAUUGAUGAAGGUCUUAGCUACUCUAAAAAAUCAUUUAAUAAAGGAGCUAUGGAAGAAGAAUUAGUUCACAGUCUAAUGAGAGCUUCUUCUACUAGCAUAUCCUAAGGUGAGUAAGAAUUGUAAAGAAGCAUUUCUAUUUCUAUGUCAGACACUAGUGUAGUUAAUUCAAACUUUUUUGGAAAAGCUUCUAUCCACAUGAGCUAUCCAUUAGGUGAGGAAACUUUUGAAAAAUAAGAAGAGGAGUUGUUUAACAUCAUUUUCUUAGAUAUCAAGCACAAAGAACUUUAUUAUGCUUUAGAUGAAUACGUAGUUAAUCAUAUCGACGAGUUUAAGAAUGACAAAGGUGAUAUAGUUCAAGCUUAAAAAUACAACUGGAUAAAAAGAGCACCUAAGACCCUUUUCUUUUAACUUCAGCGUGUCGUAUUUGAUAAAGAAAAAGGAUGCUUAAAAAAACUAAAUGAUAGUUUCAACUUUGAGAAUUAAAUCUACUUAGAGCGUUUUACUGAAGAAAGAAGCAAGGAUUACUUAAGAAUUCGUGAGUAGGUAAACAAAUUAAUAUAUGAAAAAUAGCAAUAUGAAUUAGCUCUUAACAACAUUAACCAAUACUCAAAUCAUCUUUCAUAGAAUUAAACUAAAUCUAAUGCAAAGCCAGAAGAAAAUAAAGAUCAACAAAGCAACUUAGGACUUCUGAGUGCUUUAGAAAGUACUAUUUUAUUCCUUUAAACUAAUAGCAAAAAGGUUGAUGUCAAUCCAUUAGUAGAUCCUUCAUAUUUUGGAGAUAAUUCCAAAGAAAACCUUUAAAUUGUUAAAGCCCUUGAAUAAUAUACUAGCAAGGUAAAGUAAAGAAUCCAAGAGCUGCAAGAAAAAAUCAGAUAACUAGAAAAUAAGAUUAAUGAGUCAUACAAUGGAUUUAAAAAAGAAAAGUAUUUGCUCUAGAGCGUUAUCAUUCAUGACGGAUAAGCUGAUAGUGGUCAUUACUACGCAUUCAUUAAAGAUCACUCUACCAAGAAGUGGUGGCGUUAUAAUGAUAUACAAGUAAGUGAGGAAACAGAAGAAAAUGUUUUCAAAGAAGCUCUAGGAGGAUGGGGUAAGGCCAGUGCAUACAGUUUAAUCUAUGUGAAAGAGGAAGUUGCUAUUCCACCUUAAGCAAAAGAAAAACCUAUUCGCUUGCAUUUAGCUUCAAAUACAGUCAAUUAACUGUCAGCAUCUUAGGUUAGAACAGUAGAUUACUAUACUUCUAUUAUUCCUGAAGAUCUUUUGAAUAAUUUGUGUGUAGAAAACUUGAAAUUCUAAGAAGAAAUUGAAGAGUAUAAAGCAAGCAAUACUUCUCGUUAGAUUAUAGAUAUGUAUACUCGCCGUUUCGAGCUUAACAAUGAAUGUGCUCGCAAAGGAGACGAAGCCCGUAAGAAAGUUAAAGGCUCUCCACCUCCAUUCAUCUAAUUCUGCGUCUAUCUAAAGCUACAUCCUAAAAAUGACAAGGGCUAAUUUGAUGAUCUGAUAAAAUGGCUUAUUCUUGAUAGUUGUGUCAGAGAACACUACAAAAAUGCCUAACACUUAAAUAAUUUAAGUGACAAAAAGCUAGAAGAUAAGCUUAAAUAAUAAAUAGCCUCUCUUGGUAAUUUCAAGGCACCUAAAAGUAUAAAAAUAUCUGCAGAAAAUUCUGACACAAUAGAAUAAAUCAAUUCUGAAUUUAUCAAGUAGCUUAAUAAUGCAGAAGCUACUAUAUUCGCAAUGUAAGCUGCUUUGAAGUUUGAUUGGAUAUCAUCGCUAGCAGCUUUUGAUUAUUUAAUUGAUCUUAACUUUUUCUCUGACUAAAAUAAGUAGGCUUAAUUCAAAGAUGAUUAUUUCUUUAAGAUUUCUCGUGAUACUAAGCUAAUCAUUCUUAUAGCUAUGCUCCAUUACUAUGAACUUAAGGUACCUUUUUGCACUAAAGAAGAUAGCCAAGAGAUUUUGAAUGGAAUUUAAGUAUUUAUUGGAUUCUACAAAAAAUAAAAUAAGCCAGAUCAGAAGACCUAAGUUACAUUUAGUCUUUGGAUAGAUGACAUCUCUCAAUUAGCCAGUGACCAAAAUUUGCAACAAGAAAUCAAAAAAAUUAACUCUGAAUACAUGUCUGCUAGUAACAACAACCGUUAUAUUUAAGGUGAAGAACCAUUAAAGAAUAUACCUACUGAACUUAAAGAGCGUUUAGAAAAACUUACAUCAGAGGGUGAUAUGUAUUAUUGGAAUGCAAAUAAAAAGGAAGACUAUUUGUUUAAUGAAUUAAUUUCAAACUUUGAUAAAAUAAAAGCUCAUUUUGAUACCUACAUCAAAUUUAUUUAAAAAAUCCGUGCCUCCUAAACCCCAUUAUUCAAGCAAGACAGACUCUUCAGUACUAAUGUCUAAUCAUACAACAUAAAAUGA
This is a messenger RNA of Tetrahymena thermophila SB210, 3120 nucleotides long. Its product is annotated as ubiquitin carboxy-terminal hydrolase. The transcript has a single exon. Gene Ontology annotation, biological process: regulation of protein stability; protein deubiquitination. NCBI's taxonomy places the organism in Eukaryota, Ciliophora, Oligohymenophorea, Hymenostomatida, Tetrahymenidae. The record is from RefSeq and is a predicted model, not a curated record. Gene Ontology annotation, molecular function: cysteine-type deubiquitinase activity; cysteine-type endopeptidase activity. Gene Ontology annotation, cellular component: nucleus; cytosol.